This is a messenger RNA of Tilletiaria anomala UBC 951, 835 nucleotides long. RefSeq lists its product as uncharacterized. The record is from RefSeq and is a predicted model, not a curated record. Bases 217 to 717 code for a protein of 166 amino acids. The transcript has 3 exons. Lineage: Eukaryota; Fungi; Basidiomycota; Exobasidiomycetes; Georgefischeriales; Tilletiariaceae.
GGGAAGUGCAUGUGGUGAGUUUCGGAUGUGUAGUUCGAUAAGGGGUUGACGACAAGUUUCGCAAGGAUGUCCUUUGAAAGCGGCCCUCGUCCAAGCUUAUGCUAGCGACAGUACAAAUACACCUCGAGUUCUCGUUCAGGUCAAAUUGUCUGCCACCUGACCAAUACCUUUCCUCUGAAAGAGUCGGACGCCUCCCAUGUAAGUCAAGCGACAACCAUGGAGCAUCAUCAGCGCAAUGUCGAAGCACCGAAGGGACCCGCCAUCCUCGGGCAGCUCGUUGGUGCUUGGAGUCUCAAGAACGCGAAAGCGCACUCUGCCCACCGCGAGUUCUCCAUGCCCCUCGGCUCGCGUCCGCAAGGGUUACUUAUUUACAGCGACGACGGCUACGUGACAGCUUCCAUCGAAGCAGACUCAGACGCACCGGAAGCUGCGCCAUCGACGGUCCUGUACACGGGCCCAAUCGAGCUCACGCAUCCGUCAGCGAUGUACAUGGACUACGAGGGUUGCAUUCCGGAUGCAGUAUCGCUUGAACUCGUCCAAUCGGCGCUCCGAGAAGAAGAGCUGGGCACAGUUCUUGUCAAAGAGCUCAAGAUCAACGGCGAGGGCGCACACCGGACGCUUACAGUACGGACUACCUCGACUUGGCCUCAAGGAACUCAACAUGAACCUGUUACCCUUACUCUCACGUGGCAGCGGAAUCAGUCGCUGUCCCCGUGACCCUGCGUAGCUGCCGCCAUUUCAUGCUUCCACGCAACCAGUAUUGCUAAUAGAGCUUCUCGCCACUUUGCCUUUGUACCUCACCGAGCGCGCCUGCUUGCAUUCAGGUUCAUACCCU